CGACGAGGUGUCAGAAACAAUCGAAAGACAAACGAUAGUCUCGAAUGUAGACCGACUGUAGGCUGACAUGACACUUGUGCUGCUAGCAGUUGCGGUGUCUUGUGUUUUCUAAUUUCAUUAAGUGUCGUAUCAUCUGUUUUGAAAAUGACUACGGACGCAGUGAGGGAGAAGGCCCUCCAGGACUAUCGGAAGAAGCUUCUGGAACACAAAGAAAUUGAAAGUCGUUUGAAAGAAAUGAGAGAGCAGCUGAAGGAACUAACUAAGCAGUAUGACAAGUCAGAAAAUGAUUUGAAAGCUCUUCAGAGUGUUGGACAGAUUGUUGGAGAAGUCUUGAAGCAACUCACUGAAGACAAAUUUAUUGUAAAAGCAACAAAUGGUCCAAGAUAUGUUGUUGGCUGCCGCCGCCAGCUGGAUAAAGAAAAGCUCAAGUCAGGCACUCGUGUUGCUUUAGAUAUGACAACUCUUACCAUAAUGCGAUACCUUCCCCGUGAGGUUGAUCCCUUGGUAUACAACAUGUCACAUGAAGACCCUGGGGAUGUCACCUAUUCAGUCAUCGGUGGUCUCAGUGAACAAAUUCGUGAACUACGUGAGGUGAUAGAGCUUCCUCUUCUAAAUCCUGAGCUCUUCCAAAGAGUUGGAAUCACUCCACCCAAAGGAUGCUUGCUGUAUGGUCCUCCUGGUACAGGGAAAACACUCCUGGCUCGAGCUGUUGCGAGUCAGUUGGAUGCAAACUUUCUCAAAGUGGUUUCCAGUGCAAUUGUAGAUAAAUAUAUUGGUGAAAGUGCUCGCCUCAUCAGAGAAAUGUUCAAUUAUGCUCGGGACCAUCAACCCUGUAUUAUUUUCAUGGAUGAAAUUGAUGCCAUUGGUGGCCGUCGGUUUUCUGAGGGAACAUCGGCUGAUCGAGAAAUCCAGAGAACUUUAAUGGAGCUUCUCAACCAGAUGGACGGUUUUGAUUCAUUAGGACAGGUCAAAAUGAUUAUGGCAACAAAUCGUCCGGACACACUUGAUCCUGCCUUGCUUCGACCUGGUCGUUUGGAUCGCAAAAUUGAAAUUCCUUUACCUAAUGAGCAAGCUCGGCUUGAAAUUCUUAAGAUUCAUGCAACUCCAAUCUCCAAACAUGGUGACAUAGAUUAUGAAGCUGUUGUGAAGCUGUCAGACACAUUUAACGGUGCUGAUUUACGCAAUGUGUGCACAGAAGCUGGUGUAUUUGCUAUUCGUGCUGAGCGUGAGUGGGUUAUUCAGGAAGAUUUCAUGAAAGCAGUAAGGAAAGUCGCUGAUAAUAAGAAACUUGAAUCCAAACUUGAUUAUAAACCCAUCUAAAAUGUGUGUACAAAGUUCAGGAUAUUAACCCUUAGGUAUAUUUAUAUGUUGUGUGCAAGACAAGUGAUACUUUUGCUGACAAUUUGUCACUUGUGUACUGUUAUGUAUGAAAGUUUCCUCACAUGUCAUCUUUAUCCCUUAAAUAUAAAAUUUAUCUUAAA
Messenger RNA from Thrips palmi, 1481 nucleotides. RefSeq names its product 26S proteasome regulatory subunit 10B (gene Rpt4). Lineage: Eukaryota; Metazoa; Arthropoda; Insecta; Thysanoptera; Thripidae. Gene Ontology annotation, molecular function: ATP binding; ATP hydrolysis activity; proteasome-activating activity. The transcript has 9 exons. The record is from RefSeq and is a predicted model, not a curated record. Gene Ontology annotation, cellular component: proteasome regulatory particle, base subcomplex; cytosolic proteasome complex. Bases 145 to 1320 code for a protein of 391 amino acids. Gene Ontology annotation, biological process: positive regulation of RNA polymerase II transcription preinitiation complex assembly.